Acanthosepion pharaonis is the source of this 3180-nucleotide messenger RNA. NCBI's taxonomy places the organism in Eukaryota, Metazoa, Mollusca, Cephalopoda, Sepiida, Sepiidae. The record is from the annotation of a GenBank genome assembly.
AUGCAGUAUGACACAAGGACAAACAAAAAAGAUUUGAAAUUCUGGUCUCGCUCCUCCUUGCCUUCCCCUUCCUUUUCCCCCCCCUCCUUCCCCCUUCCUUCCCCCCCUCCUCCUUGCCUUCCCCCCCUCCUCCUUGCCUUCCCCCCCUCCUCCUUGCCUUCCCCCCUCCUCCCCCCUCCUCCUUGCCUUCCCCCUUUUCCCCCCCCCUCCCUUGCCCCUUUCCCCCCUCCUCCUCCUUGCCUUCCCCUUCCUCCCCCCCUUCCUUGCCUUCCCCUCCUCCUUGCCUUCCCCCCUCCUUGCCUUUCCCCCUUCCUUGCCUUCCCCUUCCUUUCCCCCUCCUCCUUCCCCCCCCUUCUUCCCCCUUUUUCCUUUCUAUCUUUUUUUUUCCUUUCUACACGAAUUCAAGUUAAUGGCGAGACUGUGGCCAACAGAAAGAACAUCAUCCAAGGCCAAAAGGACUGGCAGUUAUCCCCCACAGGACUGGACCAAGUGCACUUGGUGGCUGGACGUCUGCAGAAUGAAAAGUUUACUCACGUCUUUGCAAGUGACCUGAACCGUGCUGCUGAAACCGCUAAAGUUAUUGUGGAGAACAAUAAAAGUUGUGAACGAACGAUUAUUGUACAUGACAAACGCCUUCGGGAGAGGCCACAGAAAAUAUUAUUUUCAUUCUCUUCCUCUCGCUCUCUGCGUCUCCUCUUCCUCUCGCUCUCUGCGUCUCCUCUUCCUCUCGCUCUCUGCGUCUCCUCUUCCUCUCGCUCUCUGCGUCUCCUCUUCCUCUCGCUCUCUGCGUCUCCUCUUCCUCUCCUCUCUCGUCUCCUCUUCCUCCCGCUCUCUCGUCUCCUCUUCCCCUCCCGCCUCCUCUUCCUCUCCUCUUCCUCUCGCUCUCUCUCUCUCCUCUUCUCUCGCUCUCUCUCCUCCUCUUCCUCCCGCUCUCUCGUCUCCUCUUCUUCCUCUCUCUCUGCGUCUCCUCUUCCUCUCGCUCUCUCGUCUCCCCUCUUCCUCUCGCUCUCUGCGUCUCCUCUUCCUCUCGCUCUCUCGUCUCCCUCUUCCUCUACGCUCUCUGCGUCUCCUCUUCCUCUCUCUCUCUGCAUCUCCUCUUCCUCUACGCUCUCUCGUCUCCUCUUCCCUACGUCUCUCUCGUCUCCUCUUCCUCCUAGCUCUCUCGUCUCCUCUUCCCUCUCGCUCUCGUCUCCUCUUCUCUACGCUCUCUCGUCUCCUCUUCCUCUCGCUCUCUCGUCUCCUCUUCCCUCGCUCUCUGCGUCUCCUCUUCCUCUCGCUCUCUGCGUCUCCUCUUCCUCUCGCUCUCUGCGUCUCCUCUUCCUCUCGCUCUCUGCGUCUCCUCUUCCUCUCGCUCUCUCUCUCUCCUUUAAAUUUGGCAUUGUGGAAGGCAAGAACUAUCGAGAAUUGGUGUCUGCAGCAAAGAAGACAAAUACGUCAGUUGCCAACUAUACUCCAACUGGAGCAGAAACUCUACAACAGAUUCAAGAACGAGCAAAAUCUUUCUUCCGAGAUUUGUGUGAGCAAGUCCGAAAAAGUUGCCGUGUAGAAGAUGGCACUUACACCCCGGCUCCAAUCAAACGACGUUAUGAGGAUGCCAUUGAUGGGUGUAUGCAUGAGCAGGACCUCCACCCUGCCAGUGCAGACACACUGGACGGCCUGAGCCCCAGUCAGACCCAGGCAGCCUCCAGCAUACCCGACGACGAUGGUGAGCAUAAGAGACGCAGACACGCCCGCAGCACUAUUCAAAAGCUGGACAAUAACGGUGUCGUUAACAACAGAGUCAGCAGCCCAAGUCCGAACCUGAAGGAAUGCCCUGCGUCGACCGCUGACAGUAAAAUCUGUGCAAGAAGCGACAAGGACUCGGACAACCAACCCUGUGCCAGUGGCCCAGUCGAAUCUGGCAUUGCGUCAACUGCUAAGAUAGCAGCAGGUGGUGCUUUGAAUGGCGAGUGCUGUAAUGGAACAUCUGGCAGUGUCAGUGCCAAUGGAGGAGGAACACAUCAUGCAAGCUCUUCUGUCAGAAGUGGUUCUGCUGCUGCAGCGGCAGUCGCUGCACCUUCACUAUCAGUCGAUGUACCAACGCAUCCUGUGCAGCAAGCUGCAUCUGCAGUGUCACGAAACUCUCUGUUGGAGAAUAGUCACCCUACUACAACUACUCAGUGUAACGGAGCUACAAAUGGAAGCGCCCAUACAAACACAAAUGGAAACGGUGCUACAGCCACUAACGGUAAUGUAGCCAGUGGAACCAGUAAUGGGAAUAUGAAACGAUCCAACUCUUCAAGUAGUUCUGGCUUUUCCAGUCUCCAAGAAGAAAAUGAGUUGCUCGAUUCCGAUGACAACAGCAUUGCAACCCUGGAGGACGAUUAUAACAACAACGAUGAUGACGAUGAUGAUGACGACGAUGAUGAUGAUGAUGACGACGAUGAUUUUUGUAGCAAAGAUUCCGACUCUUGCUACGAUUCUCCUUUUACUGUUCCGGUUUCUGAUGCUGACGUGCGUGGUAAUAUUCCCUGCCCAAAGUCCACCAAGUAUGGUUGCCCAAACGUGUCGUUGUCUCCGUUACUUGAACAUCGACACUCCAAUUUCUCAAGUAUGAGCUCUGGCCGAAGCAGCAGCUUUGAUGAUGGCGACAGCAGCCAUCAGAGUGUGGCAGAUGUGCUGGUUGUUAGUCAUGGCGGUUUCCUCAAAGAACUGAUUCGACUGUUCAUCGAUGAACUCGAGUGUAAGUUCCCUGGCGGAAAGAGCCACGCCCUGCGGCUGUCUCCGAAUACAGGCGUCUCCAAGUUCACAAUCACAGUUGGUGAGCCAAACAAAAUCUUGGUGACAUGUUUGCUCAUCCACGACAAGGACCAUUUACUCAGUGCCGGCCUGAACGGUAUGCCCCCAGUUAAUCUGCUGAGUACCCUCCCCACACCAACUGGGCACUCGGCUGUCGGCAAACGAUCCCCUCCAACUAGUACCUCCCCAAACGUCCUGCCUCCUCUUACUACUCCCUACGUUCCUGGUUCAAAUCUUGGCCUGAGUUUGUUGUCGUCACCAGUGAAAUCAUCUGCAAAGACAAAACCACCACCGAUUCUUUCUCCUCCUCCUCCUCCUCCACCAUCUGCAUCACCUUCGUCUUUGUUGCUGUCAUCUACAAGAGAGAGCUCGAGGGGCAAUGUCGUAAAUUCACCCAUGUGA